AUGUCGAGAAGGUGCAAAUGGCCUUCGGCGAAGAGGCCGCCAGACGUAUACGCGAUACCAAACGCUCGAGCUCGAGAAGGAAUUCCACACGAACCACUACCUGACCCGGCGGAGACGAAUCGAAAUGGCGCACGCGCUCUGCCUGACGGAACGACAGAUCAAAAUCUGGUUCCAAAACAGGCGAAUGAAGUUAAAGAAGGAAAUCCAAGCCAUCAAAGAGCUCAACGAACAAGAAAAGCAGGCGCAGGCGCAAAAAGCAGCGGCAGCCGCCGCCCAAGUGGUGGUGGAGCAGAAUUAGUGGCUGCACGGGGAAAUUUCUACGGAGGAGCAACACGUCCUGCAGGCCUAAGGUGA
Molecule: messenger RNA, 354 nt
Organism: Diabrotica balteata
Lineage: Eukaryota; Metazoa; Arthropoda; Insecta; Coleoptera; Chrysomelidae
Source: the annotation of a GenBank genome assembly